UAAGACAGACGUUCUCACCACGCAUGCGCAGCCCGGGAAGUUCUUUCCAAUCUUUUCCCCACCUUCUCUCCCCUAGUUCUGCGAGUUGAUCCACGCGGGGUCUUUAUUUCUGCAUCGCGCAGCGUGAAAUAUGCUUUUCUAUUCCUUCUUCAAAUCCCUAGUAGGGAAGGACGUAGUAGUGGAAUUGAAGAAUGACUUGAGCAUCUGUGGGACCUUACAUUCUGUAGAUCAGUACCUGAAUAUUAAGCUCACGGACAUUAGUGUGACAGAUCCAGAAAAAUACCCCCAUAUGCUGUCCGUCAAGAAUUGCUUCAUUCGUGGGUCUGUCGUCCGCUAUGUCCAGCUUCCAGCCGACGAGGUGGACACCCAACUCCUGCAAGAUGCGGCUCGCAAGGAAGCCCUCCAGCAGAAGCAGUGAUGAAGUUCCAUUUUUUUUAAUGUUUAUUUUUAUUCUCCCUGUGUGACUUAACCUUCCCUGAAGAAGAGCUGCAGAAUGGUGGGAAGUCCCGUUAUCUCUUUACUCGGGGAAGUACCAGCAAAGUUAGCGUUGUAAAUACGUCCAUCCGCAGUCUGUCCCUUGGAUACCGACGAUACGUCCGCUUGCUAAUGUUAGUUCCUUUGCUCCUUCUGAGUGCAGCAUCCAUAAUGGCUAAAGAUGUUCAUCGCCAACCUCCUCUGUCUCCUAGGACUGCUGGAGAUGAAGGUUGGUGAGCCCUAAAUUGGAGAAGAAAUCUUAGUUCACCUCUUUCCGAUUUAAAGCCAGUAAUAAAAUCCUUCCAUUACAGAUCCUCUUCCUUGCACUCAGUGAAUAGCACUGUUAUGUAGCAGGAAAGUCCAGUUUGGGGCAAGGAUUGAUACUCAACCAUGAAAAUGUAAUUAUUUCCGUAGCUUGUUUGCCCUACAAAGUGCCCUAAACACGGUUUUCUUCAUGUCCUUCCUCAUUUCCUUCUGUCCUGAUGCAGCACAGCUAAUGCUGGUGUGAUUUUUUCUCUCUCUCUUCAUGUUGGUGUAUUUCCUAUUUAUAGGUUUUGAAGCGAUGCUUUCUUUGGAAUUUCAGCAGGUUAGAAAAGACCUGCAAACUCCUCAACUAUGGAGAGAGAGUCCAUUUUAUUUUUGUCAUGAACACAAUAAUAUACCAUUCAGUGUCAAUCCAAGCUUCGUUGCAAUAUAAAAUGGCAGUUGUGUUAUCUCUGGUCGUUAGAAAAAGUUGCAGGUUGAGUUCCUGCCAUUUUUGAGUUGUUUUUUUAACAUUUCACUGGUUUUGUUGUUGCCUUUUGUAUUGUUAGUCUUACGUUUUAUGGGAGGUGCACGUUUUUUAGGAAGACUUUUUGAAAGCGUAAUGAUUUGUUAAAACAAAGUGGAAAAUUAAAAGUUUGAUUUGAAAGAUGGCAUUGGUGAUGGGUUACC
Messenger RNA from Pseudonaja textilis, 1407 nucleotides. RefSeq names its product LSM2 homolog, U6 small nuclear RNA and mRNA degradation associated (gene LSM2). The record is from RefSeq and is a predicted model, not a curated record. NCBI's taxonomy places the organism in Eukaryota, Metazoa, Chordata, Lepidosauria, Squamata, Elapidae. Gene Ontology annotation, cellular component: catalytic step 2 spliceosome; Lsm1-7-Pat1 complex; precatalytic spliceosome. Gene Ontology annotation, biological process: mRNA splicing, via spliceosome. Gene Ontology annotation, molecular function: RNA binding.